Molecule: messenger RNA, 2524 nt
Organism: Misgurnus anguillicaudatus (oriental weatherfish)
Lineage: Eukaryota; Metazoa; Chordata; Actinopteri; Cypriniformes; Cobitidae
Gene: brf1b
Product: BRF1 general transcription factor IIIB subunit b
Biological process (GO): transcription by RNA polymerase III; transcription preinitiation complex assembly; DNA-templated transcription initiation
Cellular component (GO): nucleus; transcription factor TFIIIB complex; transcription preinitiation complex
Molecular function (GO): RNA polymerase III general transcription initiation factor activity; RNA polymerase III type 3 promoter sequence-specific DNA binding; TBP-class protein binding
Source: RefSeq, a predicted model, not a curated record
GUUGUGCCUAUCGCGGCAAAGCCAUAGUUGAAAAUCAUAACAAUAUUAGUGUUAAGAAUGAAAUGAAACAUUUUACCAUAACGUAACCUUUACAAUGCUACUGAUUGCUCGCAAUUUUUAAAUUAUUAAAACAUCUGACACUAAACAGGAUUGGGGGAUACUGCAUUAAAAGGUUUAAUCUUAAUUCAGUCUUUAACGUUAAGUUACUUCCUUUGGCUGGUCUGAAUCUUCAGCCAGUAUGAGUCGUCAAUGUAAAAAUUGUGGUGGAUCAGACAUUGACACUGACCCAGCCCGGGGAAGUGCUGUCUGCACGGCCUGUGGUUCAGUUUUGGAGGAUAAUAUAAUUGUUUCUGAAGUCCAGUUUGUGGAAAACAGCGGAGGGGUAUCUUCAGCUGUCGGCCAGUUCGUGUCUGCAGAUGGUACCUCUAAAACUCCAGUCCUAAGCACCGGGUUUCACACAAGUCUGGGAAAAGAAUCACGGGCACAGACACUCCAGAAUGGGAAACGACAGAUACACAACCUCGGCAGCCAGCUGCAGCUAAACCAGCACUGCUUGGACACAGCCUUUAAUUUCUUUAAGAUGGUGGUGAGCAAGCACUUGACACGAGGGCGCAAGAUGACACACGUGAUUGCCGCCUGCCUCUACCUGGUCUGCAGGACAGAGGGAACGCCACACAUGCUUUUGGACUUGAGUGAUCUUUUACAGGUGAAUGUGUACAUUCUGGGAAAGACCUUCCUGUUUUUGGCUAGAGAGCUCUGUAUCAAUGCUCCUGCCGUUGAUCCAUGUCUGUAUAUUCCACGAUUCGCCCACAUGUUGGAGUUUGGUGAAAAGACUCAUGAGGUUUCAAUGACUGCUCUCAGACUGCUACAGAGGAUGAAACGGGACUGGAUGCACACCGGUCGACGGCCAUCAGGCUUGUGUGGGGCAGCUCUGCUGGUGGCAGCUCGCAUGCAUGAUUUCCGUCGCACGGUGAAAGAGGUGAUAUCUGUCGUCAAAGUGUGUGAGGCCACGCUUAGGAAAAGGCUGACAGAGUUUGAGGAGACCCCCACUAGUAACCUGACUAUUGAUGAGUUCAUGCGGGUGGACCUGGAUGAGGAGUGUGAUCCUCCAUCAUUUGUCGCCGGAAAGAAAAAACUCAAGAUGCAGCAGCUGGAGCAAGAGUUGGCCAAGAAACUUGAGGAGUAUCAAGGACAGAUCAACUCAUACCGGGAUGAGAUUGAGACACAGCUGGCAAUGAACAGCAGAACCAAACUGAGAGGGAUUUAUGCCUCCUACGCAAGAGAAGAUGACUGUGUUUCUCUGGCCUCCGAGCUGGCCGGGGAUGAAGACCCAGAGGAUGAAGAACUGGAGGCUGCAGCCGAACACCUCAACCAGGAGUUUAUUAGUCAGGUGUUGCCUGAGCUAAAGCAAGGCCAACAGGGCGAGACAGAGGCGCAGGAGGGGAGUAAGGAAACAGAGCAGCUCUCCGGCCGUUCCCCUCAUGUACCCCUGAAGGUCCUCCUUGGCCCUUUGCCCAGUGCAGCAAGUCUGGGUCUAACAGAUACUAUACGUGAAUGCAUUACAGAGGACACAGCAAAUGAUGAUAAAUCAGACAACGGAGAACUAGAUCUGGAUGGGAUUGAUGAAGAUGAGAUUGAAAAGUACAUUUUGAACGAGAUUGAGGUGGAGGCGAAAACAGAGCUGUGGAUGAAACAGAAUGAGGAGUAUUUGAAGGAACAGAAAGAAAAAGAGGAGAGAAUAGCUAAAGAAAAAGAGCAAGGGACUUAUAAGGAGAAGCCAAAGAAGCCUUCCAAAAAGAAAGAACCAAUCCUGGCCAGCACUGCAGGAGAGGCCAUAGAGAAGAUGUUGGAGCAGAAGAAGAUCUCCAGUAAGAUUAAUUACGACGUUCUGCGAGACCUCAACAGCAAGGGUGGAGAAAACACCACCACUCAACAAGCCGAAGAUCCAGCCGCCAGCAGCUCCGGACGCAAGAAGUUGACGCGCCGCAAGAAGCAGCCGAACAAGAGCAAUCUCGGCCUGGCUAAACCCGCCAGCCUCAUGGGCAAAAGGCUCCGCCCCUUGAUUUCAUCUGUUCCCAAGAAGAAGAGGACAGAAGCUAAACCGGUCUCCCCCAGCAUCACCACCAUGUUGCCUCCUGCAGCCCCAGAGCCCCCAGUUGCCCCCACUCCUCCCCCUGUGGUGGAAAGUGGCCCUGUGGCAUACGAGGAGCCCGCAGAGGAAGAGGAGGAGAUUGAAGAAGAGCCAGAGGAGACUUGUGUUAGCGCCAUGCAGCUGAUAGGUGGAAAUGACUAUGGCUGUGAAGCUGAAGAAGAAGAAGUAUUCUAGUGUGCAAGCGGCAUUUUCUUCAAUGAAAUGUGUAGAGGAAAGGAACAAGAAUUUGAGGCACAUGUGACAGAGCUGCAGUAUGUAGGACACUUAAAAGGUCACCCGUCCUCAUCAUUCAUUAUGUGACAGCCUCAACUGCAGUAUCUUCAUAAUGAGUGAGUCGGUAUGUAAAAAGGUGGACUGGCAGCUUAAGACUGA